This is a messenger RNA of Sebastes umbrosus (honeycomb rockfish), 1884 nucleotides long. It is a transcript of the gene r3hdml, whose product is annotated as R3H domain containing-like. Lineage: Eukaryota; Metazoa; Chordata; Actinopteri; Perciformes; Sebastidae. Bases 617 to 1429 code for a protein of 270 amino acids. The record is from RefSeq and is a predicted model, not a curated record. The transcript has 8 exons.
CCGUGAGCUAGCCAGUGGGGUUAGCUCUGGGACAUUCACUGAAGAGCACAUGGGCAGCCUGGCAUUGGCAACAAAGCAUGAAGAAGCUUGGAAUACAAAACACAAAGAGGGAGAGUGACUUCAUUCUCCGGUCAGGUUGAUGAAGAUGAAGUUUCUGCAGCUUCAAUCCGAUGGUUCCUUGUGUUUAUUGGCGCCGAAUGUUGGUCCAGUGGUUAGGGACUCCGACCGGCGACGUAGAGGCCCUGGGUCCGAAGCCCAGCUAAGGUACGUCACUCAAGCGUGUUUGUGAUGAAUGUGUGUGUGGUUUCCUUUGUGUGCUCAAAACAACAAACACUAAAACUUUCAAACUUUUCGAUCAUUGUUCGUCGUGUCGCGUCGAUUUCAACUUGCGAAUUUCUGAAUUUCAUCGUCGACCAACGAGGAGGAAGCAGAGAACACGGAAUUUCCUGUGGUUGUGAUUUUCUCUCCGGUGGAGAGACAGACUGUAAGUUUAGGGAAGAAGAAGAAGAACAGGAGCGUAAAACUCUUCCACACAUGACAAACUGGCUUGUUUGCAAAGGCUCAUGUUCUAGUGAGGAUCUCCUCGUCUCUCUCUGCUCUGUGAAAGGAUCCACCGAUGAAGAGUUGUGCAGGGAGGUGGUGCAGCUGCAGCCUCCUCCUCCUCCUCCUCCUCCUCCUCCACCAGCCUCAGAUGGUUGCUGCUGGUGUUCGGCUAGUGUUGGCUGCCACCCUGUGGACGAUGCCUCACAUGGGAGCUGCUGCUGUGCUGUUGAGCUCCACAGAGCUGCUAAACAUGACCAGGUCUGGAGCUGAGACACAGUCAGACUUCAGGAUGCUCACUGGAGCUGUCAACAGACGUAAACGAGCCAUUUCAUCCAGAGAGAUCAACUCUCUGCUGGAUUACCACAACCGAGUCCGCUCUGAGGUCUUCCCCCCUGCAGCUAAUAUGGAGUUCAUGCUCUGGGAUGAGGGACUCGCUAAGUCAGCGGACUCUUGGGCUUCACGAUGCGUUUGGGAUCACGGUCCAACACAAGCCAUGAGAUACAUGGGCCAAAACCUGUCAGUCACCUCAGGAAGGUACCAGUCCAUCACUGAUCUGGUCCGGUCCUGGUACGAGGAGAGGCAUCAUUUCUCCUUCCCGAACAGAUGCAGUGGAUCAGUUUGCUCUCACUACACUCAGAUGGUGUGGGCGAGCACCAAUAGGGUGGGAUGUGCUGUCAGGAAGUGCUCUAACAUGUAUGUGUUUGGGAGCACAUGGAGGGAGGUAACGCUGCUGGUCUGCAACUACUCUAUAAAGGGAAACUGGGUGGGUGAGGUUCCCUAUAAGAGCGGGAAGCCUUGUUCUGUCUGUCCGUCCAGCUACGGCGGCUCCUGCUGGAGAAACCAGUGCUCACCAAACAGGAAACCCAAAAGACUUACAAGAUAUUAACACAACACAGUGUUUGAAACAUGUUUUAAUCGAAGAAAAAAAGGCAUAAGCAAAGUCAAGUUUUAACCAACACAAAGGCUGCAUAACAAAAUAGAAAAUGAUGCAGCUGUCCAGUUACCACUAUGUUCAAAGUAAAUCUUUAUUAAUGAAUGUUUUACACACAGGCGAGUUGAUGUAGUGGUAUGAGUGUUUAUAUUUUCUUUGCUGUUGAUCACUAACAAAAUAAUAUUGAAAACAAAGGAAGUCUUUUUCUACAUUAUGUAAAGUACUUUUUAUACUUCUUGAAGACAUCUACGGAGAGCUUUUGCUCUUGUUAUUGAUGAAUUUGUGUGACUUUUGAGAGGCAUUGACCGAAAAUGAAGCACUUUUGUUGUACAGAUUAUAUUUACUAUAACCUUGGAUGUGUCAUUGAUUCUCUUUCUAUAACCUGAUUGAAUAGUUUUUCUUUGUUCAGU